AUGGCAGCAACUCCCUCUCAACAUCCUGUUUCCGAAGAUGUUGCUGCACAUGUUCCAGAAGAUACUACUGCACCCUCUGAUUCAGCCAAUGUUUCUCAGAGUGCUGCUGAGGAUGCUGCGCCCUACCAGGAUGAAGAAAUGCCUGAUUUUUCAGGGAUGUCCUCUGCCGAGCAUGUUGACAUUCCCUCUGUUGAUGCUCAGGAUUUCACUACCACUGAAGAAACACCCUCAGCACCAUAUGCAGAUCCUCUGGAAACUCUUCAAGUAGAUGUUCAAGUAGAUGCAGCACCUUCUCAGGCUGAUGAACCAGAGAAAAGUGAUGACAGCUGGAAAGUUCCCCUUGCCACUUUUCGCAAAAAUUUGCCAUCCUCAGAGUCAGACAGUGACUCAUCUGAGGACUCAUCUCAGAUGGAAGAAGAUGCUGCUCCACCUAUUGCAUCACCUGAGCCAGCAUGCAUACCAGAUGAACUUGAAGACUCAGAAGAAGAGGAAUCUUCAGAAGAAGAAGAGCUAGACUUGGAUGGGAAGGAACUGUCAACUCCUUUUGAGUUCAGAUCACCUAUCAUCAGUGCAUGGUGGAAAUACUUCAGAGAGAUCUUUCUGAUCAAAAAGGGGGAGAAAAAGCUAGUCAUGAAGAUUGAAGCAGGGACUUCUCAUCCUUUGGAUGCCAGAGGCAGAGAGCAAGGAGUCAAUGAAGAGGGAGCAAGGAAUGAGGGCGAAGCUCAAGGAGCAGAGAAAAGCAGUGGAUCCAGUGCUAGUGAUGGAGGAGCAGGGGAGUUCAAGCAAUGA
Messenger RNA from Erythranthe guttata (spotted monkey flower), 789 nucleotides. The record is from RefSeq and is a predicted model, not a curated record. NCBI's taxonomy places the organism in Eukaryota, Viridiplantae, Streptophyta, Magnoliopsida, Lamiales, Phrymaceae.